AAUCGCUUGACGGCAAUAUUGUAACAACAAAGCACACAUUCGCUCUCAUUCAGCUAAAAAAGAAACUAAAAACCUUAAACUAUAUUCGAUCGAUGGCAGAACCCCGUCCCGGCGGCUACAACUACAAGACAUUAUUAUGCAGAAACAUUCCGGAGCUAUUUUUGGACAAAUAUGUGGCGCGUUCGCACUUUGGACGUUUUGGAACCCUCGUAAACUUCGUCCUGCGUCCGCGGCGAAUGACCUGCACCGUAAGCUAUGCCAGCGAGGACGAGGCGGCGCGGGCGCUUCUCGAUGGCGCCAGCUUUCAGGGUCACCUGUUUGAUAUAUCCUAUGCUGAUAACGAGACGGCGCCGGCACAGAAAACGGAGGAGUGGGUGGAUCCUGACAUUCAGGCGGAGUUGAGUGCACUGCAGUCGGGCUGGCGCAAUGAGUAUGGGUCGGGCAAGCCGAUAAAAAAACCACAAAAUGGCAGCAGUGGUAGCGGUGGCAGUUCAAUGCUGCCUGCCAUACCAGUUGGGCCCGCAACGGCGCCGGUGAGCAGAGAUCGUACGCCUGCCCAGCUCAGGGAUCUUGAGAACAUGAUGCGCAGACCCGCCCAUACAAGCGAGGAGAAGUUCAGCGUGCUGGAUGCCCGCGAUAAGCUGCUCCGGUUGAACCGAACGCAACACAAGCUGUCCGGUGCCACCCAGGGUCACUGCGCCGAUAUGUGUCCGGAAAAGGAGCGCGUGCUGAGAGAAUUCCAGCGCCAGGUAGCCUACUAUGAACUACAACCGGGCUCCGAUGAGCUAAUCUGUCACGAAAGAGCCCUGAAGCAGUACUCGCGCAGCAGUGCCGACCAGGAGACGCCACUGCCGCAUGAACUGCGCAAUGAGACUGCCCUGCACAUGACCAUGAGCUAUCUAAUGCAUGAGAUCAUGGACAUUAGCGAGCGCCAGGAUCCGCAAAGCCAUAUGGGCGAUUGGUUCCACUUCGUUUGGGAUCGCACGAGGUCCAUCCGAAAGGAGAUCACCCAGCAGGAGCUAUGCUCUCUGGGCGCUGUGAAGCUGGUGGAGCAGUGCGCCCGGUUUCACAUUCAUUGCGCCGCCCGUCUGGUUGACGCCGAUCCCAGCGUCUUUGACAGCAAGAUCAACGCCGAGAAUCUAACCAAAUGCCUGCAGACUCUGAAGUACAUGUACCAUGACCUGCGGAUUAAGGGCGUUCCAUGUCCCAAAGAGGCGGAAUUCCGGGGCUACAUUGUGUUGCUCAAUCUGGCCGAUGCCAACUUUCUCUGGGACAUCGGUCAGCUGCCCGCGGAACUGCAGAGUUGUCCCGAAGUGCGUCAAGCCAUUCAGUUCUACUUGGCCCUGCAGGACACGAAUUUUGUGCGGUUCUUUCAGCUGCUGGCUGACAAGGAUACCAGCUACCUGAGUGCCUGCAUCCUAGUCAAUUACUUUACGCGACUGCGCGUGCUGGGGUUGCAUCGUCUGAUCCAGGCGUAUAGGUCUCCGCGGAAGGAUGAGGUGUCUUCGCUGCCUCUCAGCUACAUCGCCGAGCUGCUGAGCUUUGCCAGCGAACAGGAGGCGGCGGAUUUUGUCCAACACUAUGGCCUGCAGAUCAACGAGGCGGGCAGAGUUGUGCUAAGCAGAAUGCACACGGUGGAGACGGAGUACAAGCUGCCGCGACAGUAUGAGUUGGUGGAAGUGAAACGCGUGAAGAGCGUGGGCGAAGUCGUCAGUGGGGAACCUUUACCACCACGAGACCUCUACCUCAAUCACCGACCGCACAAUAGCUUCGACGAUUAUGGAAUGCUUAAGAGCAUUGCAUGGACGGCCAAGGAUCAGCUGGCUGGCAUGCAGCAAGAGGAGAUGCAGCCACAAAUGCCUUCGCAGCCACCAGCAGUCUCAAAACAUAGCGAUACUUUGUUUAAGGUGCCCAUGCAACCCGACGGAACGGCAGCAGGGUUUGGAGUAUUUGCUGCGGCUGCUGUUCCGCCAGCCUCCUCCAUCGAUGGAUUCAGUUUUGUUCUUCCCAAAUCACGUGCUCAGGAGUUCCAGGAACAAGCUCCGGCUACACAGCAGCGACGGGCACAAGAAGAGGCCAAGCAUCAGGCCCUCCAAGUAGCCAUUGCCGCUGCAAAGAAGCGGGAAGCUGAGCUAAUGGCUAUUCACGAGGCCAAAGUGGCCGAGGCUGAGCGAGUGCGUCAGCAGAAACUCAGGGAACGCCAGGAGCAGCAGCGUCGCCAGCAGCAGGAACUGGAGGAACAACGCCAGCGGGAGCAGGAGAAACUUCAGCUGGAAAAAGAGAGGCAACUGAAACUGGAACAGUUGUUUUUUGUGCAGCAGCAGGAAAGGGAGGCCCACAAACAGACCAGGACUUUGGAGUUGUAUCAGGAAAUAUUCCAGGACACCCUCGCGGAGAUUUGCCAAAGCGAGUUUAUGUCGCAUAGUCGGGCUUGCCGUUCCUACGAAUCCAUGCUGGACUCAAUAACACGCGAUCUCGUCGAGCGGCAGAUGGAGCAAUCCAUCUACGAACUAGGCGUCAUGAGGGUGUGCAUCAGACGAUGGCGGAAAUAUCGGCGAACGCAACAGGAGAAGGACACGCUAUUUAACCAACUGCCUUUAAGUUUUGGAGCCGAAAACCCCGAAGGAGUGGUGAACAAACGAAGCAUGGAAGAUUCACUGCGUCUAAGCAGACGCUAUCGACUUGGCGAGCCCUGCGAUUAUGGCAAACUUCUGGCUGGCCUGGAGGAGCAUAGUUGGCUGAAACUGGAUCUGUGGCACGUUUUGGACAAGUGUCUGCCGGUAGCGCAACCAGGAGCUAGACGCUUCUACAAGCUAUUGAUAAGCCUGUCCGGCGGCCAGGAGGGUCUCCAGUUGAACUGCGAUUUGGAUAGGGGACUACUGCAGCAGCCACAGUCGCCGGAUGCUCGUUUUGUGGAUGGAGGCUACAUCAGAGGCUUCUCUCAGGGUAUUGGCUUGAGUGUGAUGAAGAUCCGAGAUGAUGACCACGACUGGAAAGCCACCGACCUGGCCGAAGCCAAUGGUAUUAUUUGCUUAAUCGGGCUGGAUGACAUUCGUUUACUGCCGGAUCGCUUGAAACCAUUGCUGCAAGCAAGCCGCUGUCAUGAUGUGGCUGUAAUUGUUCAGCAUCCAGCUAAUACCGCCUUUGUUCAACCUGAUAUUCCUCUCCAGGAACUAUGUCUGCGCUCAUUUAACAUCUUUCGUUUGCGAAAAUCUGGAAACAACCGCCAGCGCUUAAUGAUUGCACUGGAAUCGGCUGUAAAGUUUUUGGCCAAAGCCACGGAAAGGAAACGUGUUGGACAUCUUCACCAAGUGGAGACCCGCGAGUAUUUGCUCGUUAAUCUGGGAUCGGAACUAUUUCGCCGCCUAAAAUACGCCGCUGAGCACGAUACGGCCAUUAGAAGCGACACUCAGCUGAAUCCACAGCGUUGUGUGGACCUUUUUAACGAGGCAGUGCACCGCCUGCAAUUGGUAGCCGGCGAGGAUUUAAGCGACUGGCCCCAGUUUCCCGAGGAGCUGCGUGUCUUUGUGCAGCCACUGCCCAUCGAAUCAUCACUAAACACCAAUCGCUUGGAGCACUUUGAACCCGGUUGGCACUUGCCCGAGCGACGUCAGCGUAUUGUCCAGCUUUUGGAGCGCUGUAAACUUCCAAAGAUGCCGGUACUGCCGAGGUCUUCAUCCCUGGCCGAAGCCCAAUGCCAGUGGGUGUUGGACUACGCGCAGAUAAGUCAGCAGGAAGACUGCGUGGAACAGAUCGCCCUCCAGGCCAUUAAAAUUCUGCAAUACGACACGGAUGACUACUUGAACUUUGUGGAAUAUCUCGCUGGCGAACGAAUGCAAUACAUACUGCGGCAAGAGAGGAAUCCGCCCCAAGGAAUUGUGUACAAUACGAAAACGCUGAAGAGACGCUUCCUGAGCGCAUGGUACUAUGAGUUUCGUGAGCCUCAGAUUUACGAGCCCGUUCCCGCCGAAGAGAAUGCCCAGAUGCUGGAGAAGCAGCCAUCAUCACAAGCGGAGGUGCAACAACUGGAUUUCGACGAGAUUACGAGCAAGGCUGAGGCUGUUCUGAAGAGGUUUCACCAGCGUCAGGAUGAGCGUCACACCCUGCGCGAGCUCAACAGGUCACAUAAGUCGAGGAAGAGGAGAGACGCAUCGGACCACAAACAUGCCAUGUCCAGCUUGGUAUCGGCGCUAAAGGCUGCCCGAAGUGAUUACCAGGGGAAGAGCAGUGCGGUUUGUAGGCUGGUGGCGCAGAUGGUGGAGGCCGAUCAGGUGAAGUACCAGUGGACGCCGAACCUAACGUCGCUGAUCGAUCGCAAGGAUGCGAGCACCCGUCACCAGUGGCGGCCACAUGUUAACCACAGCACCCGCCACGCCCGCAAACUGCCCGUCCAAAGCAUCAGCUUCCUAAGUCGCUGCCUGGCGAAGAAGGGUGAGCAUGCGGGAUUGACCAGCUGCGUCCUGUCGGUGAAGACGCGUUAUGCGCCCAAAACGCUGCAUGGACGCGAAUUGCUCAUUUGGCGUCAGUCCUCGAUGCGACCGCUGCUCCUGCCCUCGUCGAAUUUGUGGACCGGUGUGCUCAGCAAGCGUCACUAUGUACCUCGACUGCGUCCUGCCGAGGAGGACGAGGAGGUGGAACGCCGGGCAGUCCCCCAGCUGAGGAUUACCAAAGAGCAGAGCGAGGAAGAGGAGCAUCAGCUCCAGAGGCGAAAGGAUGGCAGUCGUCUACGCAACGAGUGCUCGGAGUUUUAUCUGCCGAUGGGAGAGCAGGACUACUCCGAGCGGGAGGAGGAGAAUAGGGGACAUCGACAGGCCUACGUACCCAGCGAACUGAUGACACCCGAACUGGCCACCAAGUGGCAAACCACCAGUGUCACCGACCGGGAUCGCCAACUGCUGAAUCUCGAGCAGCAGAUGAAGACGCAGCCAUCCGUUCGGAUGACGACACAAACCUGGUUCAGCGGGAAUCACAGAAGAUAUCGCAGCCGUCGUUCCGGCGCCAAGAGGUAUCACGUCGUUUCCGAGCUCGAAGGCUGGCGGAGAUCGUCCAAUCACCAGCCAGUGCCCGUCUUCCAGGGCCAACCCGGCGAGCAGGAGCACCUGCGUCACGCCAGUCACAAGGCCAGCGCCAGGAGCAUGCCGGAUGGCCAGGAGAGAUGCCAGAUGGUUUGGGAGCAAAAGAAGAGAUCACCGUGGCAUCGCACCGAGGUGACCAACAGCAAUAAGGUACGAAUGCCUAGGAUCAGGGCGGCCAAGUCGGCGGUUAUGAUGGCCCAGGAGGCGCGGAACAAGCACCAUAGGCUGAUCACCAAGAAGCUGGUCUACAGACCCAGGCGGACAGUGAACGCAGUGCAAGCAGAGGAGACGGAGGACCAGGAUACCCACCAUCGUCACCACGGAGGCGGCCAAAAGAUGUCCAAAAGAGCUCCAGAGCGGGCAUUGCUCAAACAGCAUCUGGCCGAUCUUCUGGCCGUGUCAAAGCCAGAGGACUCCUUUCGGAUUGGCUAUCAACCCAAUGCACCCACACGACAGCUCCUCGAGCAGGGAAAGUGCUAUGUAUCGCUGCGUCGCGAGCAGUUCAUCCACCUGCAUCCCGUCAGGCCAAAUUCCCUCAUCCUUGCGGUCAAUCUGGAGGUAAAGGAGUCGCCCCGCCAGCCGGUGACAACGCUGCAUCGUAGGGAUGGCGCCAAGCGACCGCGUCUUGUGGAGGAUGUGGUCAAGCCAUCGCUAAUCACUGUGAUCCGUCAGAGUGCCGCCACCUGGGACCACAAUGGACGGAAAGUGCCUGCCAAAAAGUCAAAUUUGGUGGGUAUGCCUUCCAAAGAGCACGCCUACCAGCGGCGCCUGGUGAGGAAUACCUCCACCCUGGAGGCCAUCGUCAAGGCCCAAGCCAAGCCCAGAUCCGAACCGAAGUCCCCAUCAUCGGCCACUGACUACCACAGAGUGGCGAGCCAGAAACUGCCUCAUGUGACCAGCAAAGCGGACAUUAGCAAGGCGGCCGAUCCCUUCAAGGAUCUCGACAAGCCACGCAUCAAAGAGAAGGAGGUGGCCUCAAGCUGGAAGCAGGCGUAUGUGGUCAGAAGCAAAAUGUACGACGCGAUCACCCCCUAUCGCAGGAGAGCAUAUCCCGGCAAGAAGUGCAUCACCAAGGACAAGACGGACGGUUACUUCCUGGCCAAGCGCAGCUCCGCCGCGGCGGCGGGAUCAUCCAAGAAGGUGAAGCCACCCAAGCAACCGGUGGUCAGUCCAAAGGUUCAGGUGCCCAGCGUGCUGCACAAGAAAAAGUCCCGGGAAAGUCUUGGCCCGCAGACCACAAAGACCGGAAAGCUCUGAAGAUAGAUGAUGACCCCUUAUAUCAUCCGUUUUUACCCAUAAAACCCAGACAAUCGAAGGCAAAUCCACAUUUGAAGCGGAAUUCCAAAUUGAGCAGUGAACACUACAAAUAUGCAACAUUAUAUAUACACACAUACACACCUGGUGGAUCGAUGCUCCUCCCCGGAGACUUUUUUUUGAAUUCGGAAAACUCUAAUCCCCUAAAAUCGUACCAUUUGAAAACGACCAGAAUCGAAAAUUCCAAAAAUCUUCAAAAAAGCUACGAAAACGAUAGCUUUCAUCCAUUUGGCAUUUUGAUGGUUCUUUAUAACUCUUUGUUUCUUUUUUUAUAUAUAUAUAUAUAUAGACACUGUUUUUCGAUAAUAGGAGACAUCAGUGUUACUAGAGUCGAAAAAUUUGUAGUUGUUACAUACGUAUUGCCCCAUUACAAAAAAAUUGUUAAUCCUAAAAAUCAAUACGCUGCAAAAUUAUGAACAGUGAUGACUCUAUGUAAAAAUUAUUGAAUAAAAACGGAAACAUGAAUGUCUCG
Drosophila melanogaster (fruit fly) is the source of this 6861-nucleotide messenger RNA. RefSeq names its product xmas (gene xmas). Gene Ontology annotation, cellular component: nuclear membrane; nucleus; nucleoplasm. NCBI's taxonomy places the organism in Eukaryota, Metazoa, Arthropoda, Insecta, Diptera, Drosophilidae. The record is from RefSeq and is marked reviewed. Bases 93 to 6332 code for a protein of 2079 amino acids. The transcript has 5 exons. Gene Ontology annotation, molecular function: RNA binding; nucleic acid binding.